Heterocephalus glaber (naked mole-rat) is the source of this 2977-nucleotide messenger RNA. It is a transcript of the gene P2ry14, whose product is annotated as purinergic receptor P2Y14. Gene Ontology annotation, cellular component: membrane. The record is from RefSeq and is a predicted model, not a curated record. NCBI's taxonomy places the organism in Eukaryota, Metazoa, Chordata, Mammalia, Rodentia, Bathyergidae. Gene Ontology annotation, molecular function: G protein-coupled purinergic nucleotide receptor activity. Gene Ontology annotation, biological process: G protein-coupled receptor signaling pathway.
CAUGUGGAUUACAACUUGCAAAUACUUCCCAAAAGAACACAGAAGCUAUUAUUACAACAGCUUCACAGGAAAAGGUCAGAACUAGGCAUGGGAAAGAUUCAUCUUCCCGCUGGCUGGAGCCCCACUUGCUCAGUCUCUCUGUCUCUCUCUCCAUACUGCUUUCACCUUGUUUACCUUUGGUCAAGCCUUAUAACUUGUAACCCUAAGCAAAUCCAAAUCAGAUGCAAUUGAUACAAGCACUUAUCAGAGGUAGGCUUGAAAGAGUUCCAGACAUCUGCACUACUUGAAGUUGAAACCUUUGGCAAGUCGUCAACAUUUCAGAGAGCACUUUAAAUGUUUUGAUUUGAGAGCUAAUGCAGCACUUCCCACUGAUCAACAUGAGCAGUUCAGGCAGAAAGCAAAGUACAUUUCCCUCAACAUCAGUCAGAUGUUACACUCACUUGCUGAUCCAAUCUUGCCUAGAGACCAUAGGAGACUGGAAAAAUCGGCAUUGAACUCAGGUCCUUGCGCUUGUGAGGCAGGUGGCAGAACCACUGAGCUAAAUCCCCAGCCCUGAAAAAAAAGUUCUCAAAGUCUUCUCUACAAAAAUGCCUGGCCUGCUGGUGUGGACUUAAUGAAUCCUUAAAGACGAAACAUUUUGGCCACUUGGAGAUGACAAGCACUCACUGGGAUAAAAUACUUCACUGAAAGAAGAUUUCACUUUAUGAAAAAACAAAAUUAAAAGGCCUCUGCCUUGAGCAGUUACAAGAUGCUCAACUCGACCACCACACAGCCUCCAGACCUGCCCUGCUCGAAGAACACACUGAUCACUCAGCAAAUCAUCCCUGUGCUGUACUGCGUGGUCUUCAUCACUGGAAUACUACUCAAUGGAGUAUCAGGAUGGGUCUUCCUUUACGUGCCUAGCUCAAAGAGCUUCAUCAUCUAUCUCAAAAACAUUGUUGUGGCUGACUUUCUAAUGGGCCUGACUUUUCCUUUCAAGAUCCUUGGUGACUCAGGCCUAGGCCCCUGGCAGCUGAACGUGUUUGUAUGUAGGGUCUCUGCCGUGCUAUUCUAUGUAAACAUGUAUGUCAGCAUCGUGUUCUUUGGACUCAUCAGCUUUGACAGGUAUUACAAAAUCGUAAAGCCCCUUUCGACUUCUUUCAUCCAGUCAGUAAACUACAGCAAACUGUUGUCAGUGGUGGUGUGGAUACUCAUGCUCCUGCUUGCUGUCCCCAACAUCAUACUGACCAACCAGAGUGUUAGAGAGGUUACAAAAAUACAAUGCAUGCAACUUAAAAAUGAACUGGGUCGCAAGUGGCACAAAGCAUCAAACUAUAUCUUCGUGGGCAUUUUCUGGGCUGUGUUUCUUUUGCUAAUCAUUUUCUACACUGCAAUCACAAGGAAAAUCUUUAAGUCCCACCUUAAGUAUAGAAGGAAUUCCAUUUCAGUCAAAAGGAAAUCUAGCCGCAAUAUAUUUAGCAUUAUGAUCGUAUUUUUUGUAUGUUUUGUACCAUACCACAUUGCUAGAAUCCCCUACACAAAGAGUCAAACUGAAGCUCAUUACAGCUGCCAGUCAAAAGAACUCUUGCUCUACGUGAAAGAAUUCACUCUGCUACUAUCUGCUGCAAAUGUAUGCCUGGACCCUAUUAUUUAUUUCUUUCUAUGCCAACCAUUUAGAGAAAUCUUAUGUAAGAAACUGCAUAUUUCACUAAAAACUCAUGACUUGGCCACUUUCAAAACCAGAAGGGGAAAUAUAAUUCAUGAAAGCACAGAUACUUUGUGAAUUCCCACCCCUUCAAACUAAAGUCCAUACAUACAUGUUGUCUGUCAUCUUCAAUCACAUAACUGAAUAAGCCAAUAAGAAACAUACCUAUGAUAGUAUACUACCAUUAUUACCCAGUACUCAUAGUAAAAUUAAUAUACUUAUCACAAUAAAAUUCAAAUGCAAGUUUCCAUGCUUUUCUGUAGCAUCAAAUUAAAAACACCAUUAGGAGAUUUUUCUAAUAUUGCACUUGUUUUUCUUUCUAAUAAGAAGAAAAAUAUAAUGUACACAAUUAUUCAAUCACACUCCAAAAUAGCAGGUUUAAAUUUAUAAUAAUGAAUUUGUUCAGUUAAAGUAGAACUUAAUAAACAAACAUAUCAGAGACAAUUUACAUAGGUUUCUUCUUUCUCUAAAGACAAGAAUUAAAUUAGUAAGACACAAUCUUUUUCAACUGGGUCCCCAAAGAUCAACUUAAAAGCAGGCACUGUUUGAUAAAGGGAUUUUUGUGUCAGAAAAUAAAAUCAAAUUUUUGGGCCCGGGGAUUUAGCUCAGUGGUUUUGCCGCCUGCUGCGCAAGCUCAAGGACCCAAGUUCGAUCCCUGGUACCAAAAGAAAAAAUAAAUAAAUAUAUAAAAUUUCCUCUGAUUUAAAGCAGGAUAAGCAGAUAGGCAGAAAAAAAACUUUAACAAAAAAACCAUACUGAUUUAUCUCACUGCAUUUCAAAGAAAAUAUAAUACAUUAUUACUUUGCAAUAAAAAUUUAAUUUUUUAAGAUAUUAGGUAUAUGUUAAAUAUAUCUUACAUGCAGACUUAUUAAGACAUUUAAUAAGCCUAAAGUUGUCACACUAAAAUAUUUUUAAGUGGAUUCUACUAAGAGAAGCUGCAUAUCAGCAUGUGUUGCCAGCAAUUUCUCUUGCUCAAAUGUAUGAGGAGGGAAAUAAGAUGACCAUGAAAAAGACACACACUAAUACAUAUUCUUCUCUUAUGAGGUCAGAGGAGAUAAUUUUCUCAGAAACCAAGUAGACUGAAGUGGACUCAAUUAAAAAAAAAAUCUAUAAUGUAAAAGAAUGUGUGACAUUACACAUAAAAAUUCAUGAAUCAUGUUUUCUGUAAAGCCAAUGCAUUUCAAUACAUGGAGAUGAGGGAUACGGUUGCUGGUAAAUGAGUUAACAAAACCAACUUCUUUCUCUACUAUUUGCUGGCUAGAAGACAUUCGGCUAGUCUUUCAAAUGAUCUUC